UGGCUCUGUCUCGUGGUCGUGCGUGAGUUAUGCUUCUUGAGUUUGCCCUUGCCUACCCACCCGCCUCCGCCGAUCCCCAUUCCAACCCGCGACUGCGAGCGAGGCGAGUAGGGCGGCUUCGUCGUUCGUCCUGCUGCUUCCGCCGCAUCCAUCCUGAUAUGACUUGUUGAGUGGAAAGAAUCAAUAUAGUACAAUCUAUUUUCUUCUCAAUGUGUAGAAGAAACAGUCUGUAACCAUACAUACUUAUUAAUACGACUAGUGAAAUCUAGACAUGGACGAUGAGAAUGGCCUUGAGCUUAGCUUGGGUCUCUCUUUGGGUGGGACAUCAGGAAAGUCUAAGGCUAGAGAUGCUCCUCUAGAACCUAAAGCAGAGCCUCAAGUGGAAGAGAGCAGUAGCAAAGGUGUUUCACAAACUCCUGAGGCUCCUUUUGUGCAUUACUAUCAAACAAAUGCAGAGAACCAAGAACACAGUAGCAAGCAGAGACACAGCCCUGCUGCACCACCGUUUGGGAACUUUUGGGGACAGCCAGGGAGUUCUUCUGUUCCUGUGGCAGAUGGAUCCAAUGAACAGAAGCCAGUCUCUAGUAAACGGAAAUUACUUUCUGAGGAGAUAAGUUUUCAGAAGAAACCUAAUACAGCUGCUGAGCAACCUGAUGCAUUUAGUAAGAGCUCUGACGGUGGUGUAAAAAACGCUCCUAUUUCAAUUAGCACGGAUGAUGGUUCAACAGGUGAAAACGAGGAUGUUGCAGAAUCAGAAGCAGAAGGCUCAAACUCUUGGUUGGUUGCACAGCGUGAAGACAGUGCUAAGGGAUCUGUUGUCAAUAGAGGAUCUGACAGAAAACGAUCCAGUGAUGAUGCUGCAGUUGGUUUUCAAGGAAAGAGGCAGCCAAGUUUCUCAGGAAGUGAAUCCAGCUCUGGAAAAUUGCCACAAGGAAAUCCUUUGUCAUUGCAAGCAUCAAAUGUUGUUGCUGUGCCAUAUCAAGUCCCGUCUCAGGUUUCAGCUCCUCCCAGUAUUACCAAUGCAUCAAAUUUCACUCCAGUAUGUACAGUGCAGUUGAGGCCACCUACAAACAAUGGACUAGCUGUUACAAUGGGCAGUACCUCUCAGGUAGCUUUUGGUUAUCCAGCUGUCCAGCUACCAACACUUGAAACAAGCUCUUCAUGGGCUUUUGGUGCUCCACCUCAGGCUAUGUCCUCUUUUACUGCAAAAGACAAAGUUGAACGAGCAGGAAUCAGUCAAGCUGACGAUGGCAAGAAAACUCAAGAGGCUGGUGCUUCCUCUUCUGCUCUUGUGGAGGAUGACAAGAAGUCUGAUAGGGCAUUACCUCUCAUGGGUUCUGCUAUAAGGCCAGGCAUUGCACCAAAUGUCAAAUUCGGAGGAUCUGGAUCGUAUCCUGACCUUCCCUGGGUUUCUACCACUGGUACUGGGCCAAAUGGCAGAACCAUAUCAGGUGUAACAUAUAAGUUUGGCAGAAACGAGGUGAAGAUAGUCUGUGCCUGCCAUGGCACCCACAUGACGCCGGAGGAAUUUAUGCGGCACGCAAGUGCAGAUGCUCCGGGCCAAGAAAAUAGUGCAACUUUGCCGGCAUUUCCUGUCGGGAACCAAGCAGCCUCAGCCCAAAACUAAUUCACCGAUCUGUAUGACGGUUUCAAUGAGUGCUGGACUAAUACCUGUUGCGCCCUUUGUGUUUAUAUCCUCCAUUCCUUAUACUAUUAUUAUUAUGUAUUGGUGCUCAUAUGAUAUUUAUCUUGUAAGUUUAGACACGUCAUGUUUUAUGCUUGAUGUUGAGGAUAAAUUUGUUGUAUGUCUUUAACUUAUUAUUAUGCAUCUUUUUAGGAGGAUCAAACAAGUCGGAGCUUUAAAUAACCUGAAUUCCGCUGUAGCCAUAUGGAAUCAUGUGGAUUUUUUGCCAAUUGAUGUUGUGGUGGAAUAAAAUGCGGCAUGUCUUGAAUUACA
Messenger RNA from Oryza sativa Japonica Group (Japanese rice), 1957 nucleotides. The record is from RefSeq and is a predicted model, not a curated record. Lineage: Eukaryota; Viridiplantae; Streptophyta; Magnoliopsida; Poales; Poaceae.